UUUUUCCUUUUUCACGUUGCAAAUCACGUUCCAAUGGCCCACUCGCGUUGCCUCACGGAGCCCGAAAGGAUUGUCUCCCAAAUCCCCCAACCAGAGGCGCGAUUGCACCGAGGUCCGAGGGGCGGAUCCGCGAGGGACCAGGGCGCGACAGCGCCGCCGGGAGCGGAUACGGCGAGGGAACGACGCGCGACAGCUGCGGGGCGGGCAAACUUUUGAUGGCAACCGGCAAGGCGUUGGUGACGCAUGCUUCCGACGACGGCGAUCUGGAAGCGCCGCAGGCCAUGCGCAGGGAAGAUCGCCCACCCUCUCUCAUCAAUACCGCCGGGCAUGUGUGCUGGUUAGUCGCCUAUCUGCUGCGCUGGAUCUUCUACAAGGUGGACGAAUGGCUUAUCUACCUCCGCUCGAGGUGGAGGUCGACUACUACGAGUCCAUAGACCAACAUCUCUUCAAGCAACUUUUUAGAGAAAGUGGCCCGAAGUACUUGGAAAUUCAAGGACAGCAAAUGCAGACUGCAAUACAAUGCUUGAAAUACUACAAUGCUAGGCAUCCGGGCUUGGAAUACGUACUUGCUUCUGAAAAGGUGAUGCAAAGUGCAGGAACAAGCAUGGCAGGAGGAGUCUGGGCUCAUGGCAACUUUGUGGCUCGUCAGAGGAAAGCGAGGUGCUUCUCAUUCCUAUAUGGGCCACGGACCCUCUUCUUUUUUGAGAUGAAUGGUUCUCCUUAUCAUGGUGGAAUUGUAACAUGUGCACCAUUAGAUGAACCAGUUAAUGAAGCAUACAAGUUCCUAGGUUUUCCCCUUUGGUGGGCUAAACGUCGGAGUGGAAAAUAUGACUGUGUUUGCCUGAUUUGUGGUUCGCGCUAUACUGUCCAAGGCACUUGCUCAAAUGUAAAAUUCUCAUGCGGGCAUAGGAGGAUAGAUCGUCUUUGCAGGAUGUGCUUCCGUCGAUCUGAAGUCCUGCACCCUAGUCCAGGGGAAUUUGCGCAUGGGCAUCAAAUUGACGCCACAUUUAGCUACUUCUCUGUAAUUGCAUGAACUGUGUCGGGUCCUAGAGGAAGCAAGGGUGUUACUCUUGCUACUUGAUCUGGUGACCUUGCUACUUGAUCUGGUGACGCGCGCGUGUCGGCCCAAGAAAUCACACGGCUCCUCCGAUCCUCCGCAUCUUCUUUUAUCCUCCCAGACACAUCGCUCCUUGCUGGGCUCGCGUUUUUGGCUCCCUCGACGUGAGUACACAACACAACCGGUGCUGGCUGCUGGGACCUGGAAUUAAUCUUCUGCUUUGUCAUUUCAUCAGAGGACCGUGCAUGGGAGCACUCUGCCGUCUACAACGCUGGAAGGCUGCCACACGGUGGACAUGCUGGUACAAUAUAUGCAGCGUGUGAAGACCUCCUCCAGUACUGAAUAACUGAAGAAAUUAACAAUCUAGCUAGAUACAGCUACAAGUCACAACUGUACAGAUUAAACUAGUUCAGCAUAUUUUUCGCGAUGGGAGGGUUCAGCCUGUUUUUUUAUUAAGAGGUUGGUAACCAAAUGUUACAAGAGUUUUAUACAGUGGCGAGCGUCGGACGGAACACCUAGCUACUGGAUCGGAUACAAAAUUUGUUUCUACAUGAAGAAGUUAUUUACCAAUCCAUAUACCAGGUACAGUUGUUUGUUCA
Sorghum bicolor (sorghum) is the source of this 1656-nucleotide messenger RNA. RefSeq lists its product as uncharacterized. The record is from RefSeq and is a predicted model, not a curated record. Bases 383 to 1033 code for a protein of 216 amino acids. The transcript is spliced from 5 exons. NCBI's taxonomy places the organism in Eukaryota, Viridiplantae, Streptophyta, Magnoliopsida, Poales, Poaceae.